AUGGCCUUCACCAAGUACCUCGUCUCGGCUCUGGCCGUUGCCAGUCUGGCCUUCGCUGACAAGUCAUGCGAGGGAGACGUUACCAUUGAGAACCAGCAGGAUGCCGGCAAGCUGAGCAGCUGCAAGAAGUGGGAUGGAGACAUCACCAUCAGCGAGAAGAUCACUUCUUCCAUCUCCAUCGACGGCGUCGAGGAGGUCACCGGCUCCGUCAUCGCCAAGAACUCCAGCAUCACCGAGUUCUCUAUCUCCAAGCUGGCCACCAUUGGUGACUCCCUCAGCCUCAAUGCCUGCACCUACCUGAGAUCCCUCGACCUCCCAUCUUUGACCAAGGUCAAGUCCAUUAAGCUGGAGGCUCUGCCCAAGCUCCAGACCCUCGGCUUCACCAAGACCGUCUCCAAGGCCAGCACCAUCUUCAUCACCAACACUGACCUGACCUCCCUCACCGGUAUCAACCUCGAGACUGUUGUUGACAUGAUGGUCACCAACAACCCUCACUUGACUGAGGCCAACGUCGACAAGAUCACCAACGCUACCGGUUACGUCAACUUCGCUGCCAACCACAAGGACCUCUCCAUCAGCCUGCCCAACCUCGAGGGUGCUCACAACAUGACCUUCCGCAACACCAGCGGUGUCUACAUUCCUUCCCUCGUGCAGAUGGACGGUCUCCUCGGCUUCUACUCCAACUUCUUCUCCAACUUCAGUGCCCCCAACCUCACCUCCACCGGCGACCUGGUCUUCACUAGCAACUCCAUGCUCCAGGAAAUCUCCUUGAAGUCCCUCAAGUCCGUCAAGGGUGGCCUCCAGAUUGCCAACAACAGCGCCCUCGAGGAGAUCAACGGCUUCCCCAAGCUCGCUACCAUCACUGGUGCCAUUGACGUUACCGGAAAGUUCAAGAAGGUCGAGUUCCCAGCUCUCAAGGAAGUCCGUGGUGAUGCCAACUUCCAGAGUACCGAGGUCUUUGGCUGCGACCCCUUCGACAAGGCCAAGUCUGACGAUGUCAUCCGCGGCAAGCUUACUUGCCGUGAGAAGCAGGAGAAGCCCAAGACCGGUGACGACACCUCUGGUGACGGCGGUGACAGCCACACUGGUGCUGCCCCUGCUUUCGCUCAGGCCCCUGCUGGUCUCUUCGUUGCUCUCCUCGGUGCUCUCCAGUUCCUCUUGUAA
This is a messenger RNA of Nannizzia gypsea CBS 118893, 1164 nucleotides long. RefSeq lists its product as hypothetical. NCBI's taxonomy places the organism in Eukaryota, Fungi, Ascomycota, Eurotiomycetes, Onygenales, Arthrodermataceae. Gene Ontology annotation, cellular component: plasma membrane; fungal-type cell wall. The transcript is spliced from 3 exons. The record is from RefSeq and is a predicted model, not a curated record. The coding region runs from base 1 to 1164 and encodes 387 amino acids. Gene Ontology annotation, biological process: fungal-type cell wall organization.